CCCCUUCCUCGUCUUAUCAGUGUGGUAGAGAGAGCAAGAGAGUGGAUCAGUAGGAGAGCGGACAAAGUGUUAUCAACUGUUACAGUGGAGAUGGGGGAAGCAAAGAGGGGAAACAUACCCCGCUAGAGAGAAGAGGAUUGAACUAAAAGAGAAGGCAGACGUAGUUAUUCCCAAUGCUCAACAAAAUAAGAGAGACAGAUGUUACAGGCAGUGACAAAGUCAAAGAAAGGGAAGCAAGAAAUCCGAAAGUAUACGGACCAAAGAGUCAGUCUGUUUGCUGUGAGUAUUGAGUGCCUGUUCCUGGAACAGGGUGGGACCAUCUCUAGGAAGACUCAACUUCAACCACCACAUCGACGACCAUGUACAGUGGAUAUGGAGGUCUAAAGAAGAGGUCACUUUAGCUGCAACACUGUUUACCCCUGAGACUCCUAAAGUGUUUUGAGGACUCAAACACUUCACCCACCCCUCCAACAUCAUAGUGGGAGUCCUUCCCGAACUCUCUCAACCAUGUCCCUGUCCGUUCGCCCAGUCAGACGCCUCACCUCCAGAUCCAUCACUAGGAGCCAGAGUUUUACUGGAGUCAACAACUACGACAAGCCCUACAGGAACCUCUCGGUGUUCAGCACCCCAGGUCUUGGUAGAAAGCCCAGCAGAGCCAGCAGGAUGUUCACUAUGUCCUCCAAGUCUAACCCACCACCAAAAGUUCCACAACCAGAGCGACUGGAUCAGGUCUAUGAGGCACUGAGGAAAGGCCUUCAGUCUUACCUGCAUGUUCAUCAGAUGGACUUGGACAACCUCAGUAGACAAAUGAAAGAAUCAAAGAGGAACUCCAGACUGGGUUUCCUGUAUGAACUAGACAAGCAAGUGAAGGUGACUGAGAGGUACAUAAGACGACUGGAGUUUCACCUCAGUAAGAUCGAGGAGUUAUAUGAAGCCUACUGCCUGCAGAGGAGACUCCGGGACGGAGCCAACAAGAUGGUCAAGGCGUACAAUGCCUCUCUAGGCAGUAAGGAGGCAAGGGAGAGCUUAACAGAAGCCAACAAAGGCUACAAAGAGUACACUGAGAACAUGUGUGUGUUAGAGAGUGAGUUGGAGAAUCAGCUGGGGGAGUUCCACAUUAAGAUGAAAGGUCUGGCUGGAUUUGCCAGAUUAUGUGCUGGUGACCAGUACGAAAUCUUUAUGAGGUACGGUCGGCAGCGGUGGAAGCUCCGAGGCAAAAUAGAGAUCAAUUCCAAGCAGGUGUGGGACAGUGAAGAGAUGGUGCUUCUGCCGCUCGUCAAUGACUUCCUCUCUGUAAAGGUGACAGAGCUGAAGAGCCUAGCCAAUCACGUGGUUGUGGGAAGUGUUUCCUGUGAGACUAAGGAUCUGUUUGCUGCACUGUCACAGACAGUUGCUGUAGAUAUCAAUGACCUUGGAACUGUUAAGCUAAGCCUUGAAGUCACCUGGAAUCCUUUUGAUAAAGAUGAUCAGGGGUCGAUGGCGAGCUCUGUCAACAAGGCCCCGACCGUCAGUAAGAGAUUCUCAACAAUCUUCAACCAGAGUCCCCCUGACACGCCGUCCUUACGUGAACAAGCCUUUUAUAACAUGCUGCGUCGUCAUGAAGAGUUAGAGAAUGGAACAGCGUGGUCAAAUUCUUCUGAAUCCUCUGAUGACUCCUCUAGUCCUCAGCUAUCUGCAGGAGGUCCACGCAACGCGACACAUCAUGAGGCACUGGUGGUGACACCAGAGAUUCAGCCAACUGCAACAGAAAGAUCCUCCCCUCCACCUGACAUCUCAUUCAGCCUCAGAGACUCUUCCUCCCAAGCUCCAAAAUCCACCUAUAUGGUAUGCUCCGUCAGUGAGGUUGCCAACACCACCCAUCACCAAACAGAGAGCAACAGAGAAGAAGACAAGGGGACAGCCACUGUGAUGAGAAAACCUGACAGUGAAGAAGAGGAUGCAGGGAAACAGUCUCCCACUGCAACAGAGGAUGGGUUGGUGACCAAUAGCCAUGCCUCACGCAGUUACUCGCGCUCUCUGAGCCACAUUAGUGAAAGCAGCUCCGAUGCUGGGGGAUCAGGGGAGGAGAUUUCUUUGGCCUCUGGGAUCUCUAUCAAUGACAUUGAAACGGAGCUGCCCAGCAGAUUUCAUGAGUUACCUAGCUCUGCUGCCACAGACACUGACAUGUCACAGAGGAGGCUUGAUGUCGUUGAAGAAAUCACAACAGUGAAUGAUGUCCCAGAUCAACAUCCAAUCAGGUUGCCACAGGAUACAUCCAACUGUGUCCUCACAUCAUUCUACCCUAGGACUGAAGGAAUUAACUCUAGCCCUCCAUCAAAAAUGAACACACUCCCACACCUUGAGUGCAACAUAGUCCCAGAGAGCGUGGAUGCGACAUAUUUAGCCCGGCGGGUGUCGGUGGAGGAGGAGAUGCCAUGUGCAGAUGCAGAUUGUCUGUCCAGAGAGGGUGAUGGUCCAGUGGACUGCGGGCUAGAGGAUGCCCUGGCAGUUGUAGUUUCCUCUCUGGAUGAUUACAGGGGACAGUUCCCUGAGUUACAACUACUGGAGCAAGAGCUGAAGCUGCUGCAGGUUACACUGAAGGGUGGAAGGCACAGCCGUUCACCCAGUGUGGUUAGCCUCACAGUGGAAACAGCUCUGGGCAGCUUUGAUUUCCUCAACAUGUCUGACUGGGAGGAAGAUGAGGAGGAAAGGAGUGACAAGAGGAGCAGAAAUGGCAGGUCUCUGCAGGACAGAGGCUGGGACAGCCCCUCCUCCCCCACCAUCCCCCUCACUACAGGCUGCACUACUCUAGACAGCUCCCUAGUGGUCCACUUGAAGAACUGCAAUGCACAGUUGCUGCGUCUGGGUACGUUUGGGCCUCUGCGCUGUGGAGAAAUGUAUGCCUUAGACCGACUGCUGCGAGAGGCUCGAGUGCUUGAAAACAUCCGUCGUAUCACCAAGGACAACCCGAGACACCUCAGACAGCCCGAUGAAGUGAUACCUCAGUUAGGCCUGUGCCUGGGUGCUGUGUCACUAUGGCAAAAGUGUGUGGGGCAGGGAAGCAAGUACAGCGUCUCUGCUGAGGACCUCCUGGAUACGUUGUCUACAGCCUUCUCCAGCAUACUGCCAGAGAUGGUCAGCAGCAUGGCUGACAAAGUGUUCCUGUGUCUGAUUGAGCGAGUGCUGGAUCAGAGGUUACCACGGCGAGGCAGCAGCAGAGAUGGAGUGAUGGUGACGUUGUUCCAGCUCUGGAGUUACGUAGAGGCUAACUUCGUCAGUGACAUGAAAACACACAUCACUGAACUGGCAGAAGAGGUGUGGUUGGUGCAGAGGCUGGCAUCGUCUGACCUGGACGUGAUCGUUCACACUUUGCGGCGUCCUGCAGAGUGUAGCUUGAGAAGAGAAGGACUUCAUGCUGUGGCAAAGUUACUGAAAGACCCACGAGGCAAAGUGUCAGCAUCUGCCAGCUCUGUACUGAGAAGCCUGGCUGCCCAGCCAAGACAGAGAGAACAGGCUUUGGUCAGCUGUCUGGAGCUGCUUGAGGAUGUGAAAGUGGACACCAGAGUGUGUGGAUGCAAGGCCUUAGCUUGUCUGAAGGCUAAAGAAAGUAUCGACCAGUUAGUGUAUCUUUGUCGGACAGACAAGGAGGAAGUCCGAGAUGCUGCCAAACAAACCCUGCUCGUCCUCGGAGAGGAGGGGAAGAUGGCCCACAGACAUGUGGAGACGUCUCAGGACAGUAUACCAAGACUCUUCGCUCCAGGAAGCAUGGCCAGCACAGCGUUCUAACACACACACACACACACACACACACACAAACACAUAUCUACCCCAUUACUAACACUGGAAGAUCAAAAGACAAAUACAAUUUGAUAUACAGUAUAUACACUGACAGAGAGGAGCCAUUUCCAAAUUAAGAAUGACACCUCUGCUUAACACUGGGCAAAGAUUCACGUAAGCUACAAAUGCAUCGCUGUAUUUUAUAUCAGCCUGUGAUAAAUACUCAAAGAACAUUGGUUAGACUGUAAAGAUGCUGGGAAGGAUGAAUAGUGUGAGCAAACUGGACAGGAGGGAUGGGUGAAGAGAGGAGCAGAAGAAUGAAAUUGAUAUGAGAACAGGGAAUAAUGUGUCUGCAUUGUUUAAAAUCAUAUUCAACUCAGAUUACUGGGCAAUGUCUUUCCACCACUGUAAUGUUCAUGGUCCAGACACACAUAUAUAUAUAUAUACUCUUUUGAAAUAUGUCAAGAAAAGACAACUUUAUAAAGCUUUAUCAGAUAAUUACUCUUUUCACAGCUUUCAAAUGCCAAAAUAAAUAUUUAGUUUCUUGUUAUUUGUGAUAUGAAAGUUGUAUUAGUUUUACUUUUUUGAUAACUUUUGAUUGGUUACAUGGUGAACCAGCAGGCAUACACAGAAAUAAUAUUCAAUUCUAGCUCUGCAUAAAACUACUUUAAGCCUACACUGCCGUGUUUACUUAAGAACUGGAGGCUGUUUGUACUGUGCUGCUCCAGAUAAACCGUUUGGUCUGUGACAUGUCUGCAAACUCAACAUUAAUGACACUAAAAAAGGCUUUACCAUACAGCUCAGCCUUCACUGUAGCCAACAGCUCUACCUAUGCUUGUUGUUUUCAAGUUUUGCCAGAUGGCUGUGGAGACCUCUCUGGUUGUAAUCAAGAUCACUUAAGACCGCCUCAGUCGAACGAUGUGCUGGUUUUGAGACAGAGUCAAGGGACUGAUAUAGCUCAAUUUAAAUGGAGACCCCCAAAAGCUUAUUUAGUCUAUAGUAAGCUUUUAACUACUGGAUAUAAACUUAGUUGUCUAAAAUGAGGACACUUGGUUGUUAUGUGGAAAAGACACUGUGGGAGAUAAACUUGUCAUUGACAUUGUAGAGCAGUUAAGGUGGCAGCAGGACUGCAGGCUGCUGUGAGGCAAGAACAAUCAAAACACAUGCACGACUGAGACAACUGGGAGUAUGUGUCAAGACCAGUUCUACAGCAGUGACUUGCAACCUUGUUCAGAGGAAAUCAUCGUCCUCAAGCCUUAUCAUGAGUGUAUAUAAAUAGUGACUAUAAAUGUAUCAUUAUAUUCUCAAAACAAAGACAUGAACUGAAGGUCCACAGGGACAGAGAUAUCACUAUGGAGUUUUGGAUUCAAAAACAGGUUCAGAAACAGUUACUGUUUGCUGUAAUUCGUCUCCCUAUCUGUUAUGGAUGUGACAUAAGUGGCAUUACUGCACUUAAACAAACCAGAUGGCAUAACAUAUUGUGUCACUAACUGGCCUCACCCAUAGCAGGAGAUUAAAAGACUACCUCCCUGACCCCACUCUAAGAACUCUGUUCUGGGUCUGUAGUUUCGACACGUGAAAAGUACAGAAAGGGAUACUGUUGCUCACUUUCAGUCAGAAUUGCAUUGUGUUUGCUAAUACAGAAAGUGACAGACAAGGUGGAUAGAAAAAUUAAAACCCUGCUUACUUCCACUCAUCCUCAAACCUGGCUAGUCUCUGCAUGAAGGUGGUGUUAUGGGUAUUCAGUGGCUACGGUGGUUUCAAAUGCCGAAAAACUUUGCAAGGCACACUGAUGCCCCAAGAGAUAAAAACGUCCAGUCCUUGUGCAAAAAUACAUGCCUCAGUGAACAUGAGGUUAGCAGCCUUCCCUCUGGUAGCACAGCAAAGACUCUUAUUUUACUGCAUCGAAAAGAGUUACAGGAAAACACAGGAUACACUAGAUGCCGAUUGCAAGAAAGAUAAUCCAUGUCCCACAUCUGCUAACACAACAGAUUAAGAAGAGAAUGACUCACACUGUAGUUCUGUAUAAAAAGCUUGAGACUGUUUCUGCACAAAGAAUGGUUUAAACAUUACAGCGCCAUUGCGCUUUACAAUUAUCACAUACCUAUUCUGAAUGAAAAUACAUGACUAUAUGCCACUGGGAUUUAUUCCAUUGUGAUUGUAAACUGUUUUUAUUUACCAGAGUCUUCUUUUGUAAAUUAAUACUUGUUGUAUGCGAUGCUGUUAAAAAUGAUGAUCGACAUGAAUUCACUGUCACUGUCAGUGGCACUACCACUGACAUAUACCUACUGUAAAUGAGGCUGCAAUCUGUCUGGAGUCACUGUAUUACUGUGACAGACUGCUGUGGGUAAUCUGUUGUUUGAGAAGGUAAAUAUGGAUCACCAGGAGAGGUUUAUUCAAGUCCAGGAGGACUUCCAUUUAAAGUCAGGUCAAUAAAAGCUGAAGCUCAAACAGUUAUUCAUUGAUUGUAUUUCAAGUAAACUGGUACCAGACACAGAUCAUUAUAUUUAAUGGCCAUACCAGUUUAAUUUCCCUUUUCUUUUCUUUUCUUUUUUUUUUUUUACAAUUUAGCAAAUAUUACAUCCUAAAAUCAUUACAAUGAUGCUUAACAUUUCACAGUAAAUACACUAGUCAUCAAACAAAAAAAAACUGAAGAUCAAAUUUUGUCAUUUUAGAACUCAAUGUGAUCACAUCUGUAAUUUACCUGAGUAACUAAUAUCUGCAGUUAUGUACUGAUGACUUCAUAAUUACAAUAUAGGUCUGUCAUAAUUGUUAACAAUUAUCUAAUUAUUGUGUGUUGUGUUGUCCUCACAAUGACUUGCUGGUGUGAUGGCUAAAGCUUGUUUCCAUUCAAAAGAACACAUGUAGCUCAUUGUUAGAUUUUUUAAUCUGACCCUCGGGCAGUCACACAAUAUUUUUUAAGAAUACGAUUGUCUAAAUUACAAUAUCAAAACAGAGCAGAAGGUAACGGUGCCAUGAGGGAUUAUCAAAUAUAAAUAGGUCAAGAAUGUGGAUUUUGGUCCAUGGUAAAAAUAAAAAGAACAAAGUUACAGAAUGUGAUGUUUAGUAAAUGUUUAAAAAAAAAAGAUAGAAACACACCGAUAUCAUUAUAUUUACGGUGGCAUUAACAAUUGAAGCAUCGUAACUUGUUUUUCUGAUAGUCCAAUAGGUUACCCACUCUGAGUUUGACGUGUAAAAAUGGCAAAAUGUCCAGCCCUGUGACUCCAGUUGUUCUGUUUCUUGUAAUCCUCUUUCUUUGGUUUCACAGUGACAGUGCUGACAGUGAUGCUGCCAUUCUGCCUUUUCUUAUUUCCUGAACACCGUUACUGUAAGGUCAUCUCAGAAAGACCACUGGUGAUAUCAUUACUACAGUGGUAGUAUAUAGACGUGUCCUGGUUGCAUGCUGUGUACUAGUUCUAUGGUGUAAAGAUGAUAUAUUUAUGUUGACUGUGCAUUGUUCUGCCAGUUAAAGAUAAAGCAAGAUAAAUUAAAGCAAAUUAUAUGUAGGCUAAUUCCUAAUCCAUUAAAUAUAAUCUAAGAAAUAGUCAAUGGAUCCAUGCAAAAUAGUUUAUUCUGAUGAAUUGUAAUAUCUCAGGUGACACAGGAGCCACUUUGAUAUGUUGCUAAACUUACGGUAAAACAAAACAUUUCAUUAGCUUCCGCUGUUAGCAUGCUGCCACACCAAGUUGGUGAACAACAUUCUAACUUUGUGAACAUGUUAGCAUCAUGAUUUUAGCAUUUAACUCAAAGCUCAACUGUACAACUUCAGAGUCACCAGCACACUCCUUUUUUUACCGUGGUGUUAAGUUUUCAUAUAAUUUUUUCUUCUUUUCUUUCUGUGUAACAACAGAAUAAUUCUGACUGAAGACAAGUUUUAAUGUAACCCAAAUUGUAAACAUUACAAUGUUUUACAUUCUAAAUGUUUCAAACGGGAGUUGGAUUCAGUGUAGUGUAUGCAAACUGGACAAGUCUUUGGCCUUCAAGCAGGUCCUUAUGUUCAAUGUGCCAAACCUUAGUUAGAUGGUGUCAGAAACACUGCAGUGUACAGAUGUUCAUCCUUACACUGUGCUUGUAAGGAUGAAAUCAAUCAUCUAUAACAGAGGAUAGGGACAUGUCUUAAAAUAUGUUCAGUGAAAUCUGAGCUUAAAGUCAGAAUCCUUAGAUUCCUGAAUAGGUUUUAAAUCAUCAGAAUUUGAAAGGAAACACCUUGCAAAGUAGACACCUUGAAAGCAUUUAAGAUUUCAAACUGUGUACCUCUAUGAAUUAUUUUUUACACAUCCUUAAUCCUCUUGUAUGCAGUACAAAUGCAUUUUUUUUAAAGCAAUAAUGAAUCAUUGUUUUGUUGUCUCCCUAAAAAACAAACAGAUAUUCAUAUAUUAUUUUCAGUUAGAGGGAAGAUGAUCAGACAAUAUUACUUUUUUAAUACAACAUAUUACAAGCGACUGCAAUGUCAGAGAUGAUAAUAUAGGUCUGGUGUCAUGGGGGACUCUGACACAAUGUUUGUAAAUAUGAUUGCUACCACUGUAUGCAAUGUAUUAACCACAAGAUUAUAUAGGACAGAAGCAAUCUGCAGCUAUAUCUCUGCAUCCAUAAAGCAUUUUGCAGUGUUUAAGUGCCUCAAGGUUUGAGAGUAGCAGAGAUUUAAAAUGACAGAGAUGAAAAAUAAAAUAGAUCCUUUAUUUAAGAAUGAAGACGGUGAGAAGCUUGAGAAAAAUGCUGUAGUAUAUAUUGUACACUGCUGCAUAUAUAGGUUUUACAUAUGCUAGUGUUUUGUUUUUGUUUUUUCUUCCACAAGCUUGUUCAAUUGUGCAGCAUUUGACUGGAGAUGUUCUAAUAUUCUUUUCUUUUUUCUAAAAAAUAAAGUGUCCAGGUAUGCUGGUGUCAAAUAUACAAUCUAUUAAACAUGUGUUCAAAAAUA
This is a messenger RNA of Pleuronectes platessa (European plaice), 8674 nucleotides long. It is a transcript of the gene ripor1, whose product is annotated as RHO family interacting cell polarization regulator 1. The coding region runs from base 508 to 3765 and encodes 1085 amino acids. Lineage: Eukaryota; Metazoa; Chordata; Actinopteri; Pleuronectiformes; Pleuronectidae. The record is from RefSeq and is a predicted model, not a curated record. The transcript is spliced from 25 exons.